GGUUCGCUUCUCAUCGCAGGGCACUUUCAUGGCAAAAAGACUGCGUCCGGUAGUUCGGUAGGCGGCAAAACCUGCCUUGACUGCGCCGAUGGUAGUGCCGCAAGUGCCGACAGUGGCAAGGAAAAGGAUAUUGACGAAUUCAAACUGUAUCUGACCUCAAAUAUAUCAAUGGAGGACUACAAUAUGGGCUACUGUCUGACUGGGUUCGUGGAACGCCGAUGUCAGCACACCAAUGCUUAUCAAAUGACCCACUUCGCCGUCAUCAAACGGCAAUGGCCGUCCAUUAGCAGCGCAGAUGCAAAGUCAACGUAAUUAAAUGAAAACUUUUACAUUAUUUAUUUGUAUAUUGUACCAAUACGAAAAUUUAGUAUUCGUUUGUAUAUUUAGCUUGUAAGCUAAGUAGAAAUAUAAUUGGUAUUAAGCUAAAUGUUGACAUAGCUUUAAAACCUAAAUAGACAUUUCCACAGUACUAUUUAUGGUAAAGAUUUAGGAUAAGGAAACUACAGUCAGCUUUUAGGCGCUUGAACGUUAAUAGGUAGUAUUAGGUAUUUAUCGCACUACAUGCGCAGUCUUUCUAUUCCAAUAUGCGGGAUAUUUGAAAUAAAUUUGCUUUGGGGAAAGUAUUGAAUCCCAGUCGGAAAAGUAGUAAUGCAUUACAUGCGUGAUACAUAGUUUAAUGUAUUUCUUAUGUACUAUGUAAUCAGCAUUCCAAUGUAUCCACAAACUCCAAAAAUUCCAUAUUAAAUCACAUUCAUUUCUGCAUUACUGUAAUGCAAAAUUGAAUGCCCCACUUUUCUUAGGACAAUGCCGCGG
Rhagoletis zephyria (snowberry fruit fly) is the source of this 813-nucleotide messenger RNA. RefSeq lists its product as uncharacterized. The record is from RefSeq and is a predicted model, not a curated record. Lineage: Eukaryota; Metazoa; Arthropoda; Insecta; Diptera; Tephritidae.